This is a messenger RNA of Anguilla anguilla (European eel), 3427 nucleotides long. RefSeq lists its product as uncharacterized. Lineage: Eukaryota; Metazoa; Chordata; Actinopteri; Anguilliformes; Anguillidae. The transcript is spliced from 3 exons. The record is from RefSeq and is a predicted model, not a curated record. Gene Ontology annotation, molecular function: glial cell-derived neurotrophic factor receptor binding; receptor tyrosine kinase binding; growth factor activity. Bases 1887 to 2654 code for a protein of 255 amino acids.
AUAGUUAUUACAUCUUCAAGAUGAAGCAUUGGUUUUCUGCUGUUUUCUAACCCAGAGUGCACAUUCUGACACCGUGGGUGAGUAAAUUGAUGUCACAGGUGUCCUCUCUCUAUUAUCUGUGUACAGGUGGCUGAGGGGUGUUGGAUUAAUCCCUGUGGUUUAAUAUUGAGACAGACAUGGUUCACCUGAAGGCUGGCGUUUCCUCGUCUGAAAGCUCUUCACAAACUCCCUUGGAGAACACAUCUGAAUUGCACAAUUUCAGAAAGCAUAAUUUAUGUACAGGUCUGAAGAUGAAAAGUCUAUACCCAAGUAUGCAGCGCAGAAACAAGUAAUGUUUAAAAAAUAAUAGACAUAGUGGGCAUGGUAGCCAUGUUUUCAUCACUGUCCUGCAUGAUACGGCAAAAUCCACACAGGGUCCAAUGAGCAAAUAAAACGACUCCCAUUCACUCCAUUACAUGAUAACUGUCAUAUCCCAGCCUUUCUUACACGCUUGCUAUCUAAGGGGGAUACAGAAUACAGCGUUGUCAGGUUGAAAGCAAGAGUGCAUAAUUAUUACCAGGAUGCCAGGUGAAGCAUCAACCGUCCGUUCUCGGGACACCUGUACUGUCCGCACGUUUUCACUCUGCCUGUCGAUCUCGUUAUACUCAGUGUCGCAGUCCAGCGCGCGGACCAUGCACGCUGCUUCUCGAUCAAUGUUAUCAGCAUACCAGCAGCAUGCCUCAUUACCGUUGCGCCGUGCUUCCGGGUGGGAUGUGCCAUAGCGGAGAGGGUUGGAGCCUCUGUGACGCAGCGCACCCCUCGUGCCUCCCCCCUUGAGCUCCACCCCAAAGACGGAGCAACAGUCCGGGGUUGAGCCCUUUGCACUCAUGCGAGACGGGAGCGCUGUAAUGUGUUUUUGGACAUAAAUCACAGCGGAGCUGUCGAGGAGGAUGUUGAGAGCUUCUCGUCAUUCUCGUGUCUCCCCCCGUGUCGGUGCUGUCUUUGUUGACAGGUGAAAUUAGCCGCGAAACGGUUCGAGGUGAAGACGCCGAAACACAGACUCUUAACUGUGAACUAGGAGGCGGAAACAUUUGAUGUACGUCAGCGACAGAGGUAUGGAUACCAUCUGAAAGGUGUGUUGGAUUUUCUUUCGUGUGUAAAUCACCGUUGCUGGAAUACUCCCCCUGAAGAUGUUUGGGGAAAUGCAGCUUGUAUGCAACAUCCAUGCAACUGUCCCACUGCUUUUGUUGGAUUUGAGAAUGGAAAAAGUUCAGUUUUUCUGAUGGAGACGGAGUUACAGUGAUCGUCUGGAACUCGGUGUUUCAGUUUUUCUCUGUUGCAAAUUGUGGAACUAAACGAUUGAAUUCAUCGCGCCUGACAUUCCUGGACUCAUUUUCUGGAGAAGCAGGAAAGGGAAAAGUAGGUCCAGUUUGUUUGGAGUUUUAUAUUUAUUGCUAAUUGUUUUUCACUCCAUACACGCGUGAGUUUCAGAGAGCGGAUACGCCACCGGUCCCCGUCUUUGUCUCAUCAGUUUACCAAGGGUGUCCGUGGGCGCCGACUAGCUGGGCACAGCUGACCAGGCGAUCGGCUCCUCCGUAUGCGCGUGUCCCUGGGGGAGCCCGGUGCCUUGCGCCAGGAUGGGGAUUUCUGCGCCGCACGCACGUGAAGGGGAUGGAGUCCAUUCACGUUUGGAGCGUCCCGCGCUGCGGCGCCCCCUAAUCUAACCCGCGAGGCCCGAGACGAAUGGAUUAUCGGUGUAAAGGGACAGGGAGAGCCCCUCUCCUCUCGCUUUUCCAUGCGGAGGUGCAUACACAGCUCUGACUUCACCGGGGUCUACUGAACGCUAACGCACGCAGACCAGUCUGGAUUGGCCCGGCGAACGUCUCCAUGCUCCCCGUCAUUGUAAGAUGAGGGUAUGGAAGUGGGGUGCCAUCAUCCUGAUGCUCUGCACUGCUGCCCUCUCUGGACUCUUCAGUAGAACUAUGGUCCCCUCAGGCCACCCCCACCACAGACACUUCUGGGGUCCUGCCUCCCAGAAACCCUCAUCAUCUUCGUUACCACCAUCACCGUCGUCAUCACCACCAUCAUCAUCAUCAUUAUCAUCAGUACCAUCAUCGUUGUCAUCACCACCAUCAUCAUCAUCAUCGUUGUUGUCUUCGUCGUCCUCAAACUCAAAUUCCUUUCCGUCCUCUUCCUCCUUGCGAAGCGAGGGGAAGCUCCGGGUUGGGAGGGCUGUGGACGGGUUCCGGUCCCUCCUCACGGAAGUUAAUCACAUGUUCCGGAGCUUUACAGAGGGGGAGCUGAAGCAGGUGAUUGGAACGCUGCUGGACAGGAAGUGGAGGCGGGACAAGGCGAGGCGGACGAAGCGGGAGCGUAAGGGCAGGAAGUUGUGCGGUUUGCAGGAGGUGGAGGUGAGCGUGACGCAGCUGGGGCUGGGUUAUGAGAGCGAGGAGACGGUCGUCUUCAGGUACUGCAGCGGCCGCUGCUCCAAACGCCGCCGGACCUACGACCUGGCGCUGGAGAGCAUCCAAUCAGCCGGCGUCCUGAAAGAGCCCACUCGCCACGUUCCCUGCUGCCGCCCGCUGCACUACGAGGAAGACUUCUCCUUUCUGGGGAACAACAACAAGUACUACACCAUCCAAGAGCUGUCUGCCCAGGACUGUGGCUGCGUAUAGCCCAGACUGCUGCCCCCUGCUGGCACGGAGGAUACAUGAUGGUUUGUGUGAGGACAAAAUAAUUCCAAAAUCUCCAUGAGAAAGCCCGAAGGGUCUUCUGAAACGUUUAUGGUUGCUGUGACCGUGUGACUGGGGGAAAUUUCUGUCUCAAGUUUUCAGACACAUGAGAAAAAAACUGAGGGACACAAUCGAUGUCUUUUGCUGGAUACAUCCAUCCCUUCGUUUCAAACGCUGGAUACUUCCCUCUCAGAGUUUAACUGCGGGAUACUUCCCUCUCAGAGUUUAACUGCGGGAUACUUCCCUCUCAGAGUUUAACUGCGGGAUACUUCCCUCUCAGAGUUUAACUGCGGGAUACUUCCCUCUCAGAGUUUAACUGCGGGAUACUUCCCUCUCAGAGUUUAACUGCGGGAUACUUCCCUCUCAGAGUUUAACUGCGGGAUACUUCCCUCUCAGAGUUUAACUGCGGGAUACUUCCCUCUCAGAGUUUAACUGCAGGAUACUUCCCUCUCAGACUGUUACAGUGUAUGAUACUGAGUAUGUCACAAUCUUUAAAAAAUAUAAUUAUAUCUGUUAUUUUUAUUAAAACAAAAAAGAAGCCAAAAAAUCUCAAUUUUUAUAUGCCAAAUUAUUCGUCUUAUACUUUGAUUGAAGGGUGAAAUUUUAAACUUUUGCUUCAUUCAGCUGUGAUAAAUAAUCUACCUCAUCUUUGGAAUGGAUUGGUUCAAACCCAGGUGAAUAUGAACUCACCCCCCCUCCCUUUUUUAAGCAUCAAC